CUUUGCCAUAAUUGCAAGGCGAGUGUACAGCUAAGUGAAGCGACAUCGUUAAGGCUGCGAAACAUGUCGAGUUAUGACGUGGAUCUCUACGAAAGCAUGCGACAUUUGUACAGACGUUUCUGAUAGAUGCGGCAACAACCAUAAGACCUGAUCCGCUGCGGUACGAAAUCAAACAAGGCCGUUGCUAUUUGCUAUUCCCGUACUCAUGGCAAAAUUAGGUUAGACUCCAAUCCUAGAGAAAAUUGGUACAGGCGUUUUCCUUGCUCGAAUUGACAUUGUGUGUACGGCUUGCUAUGAUGUGCUGUGUACAGCUUGCUAUGACAUAGGCCGGAAAAAAGAUAGAAUCUCAGCCAAUAGGUAGUUUGGCGUCUACUUUCUUGUGUGACGACGGAAUGUUUAUUUGACAGUGAGUGUUCGCGCACGUCACGGCGCAAAAACGUCCCACCAUCCUCAUUCCUUCGAAGAGCAUGGCACGUAUAUCUCUGACCAGGCGACCCCGUGAGACACGAAAACUUUGCAAUAGCAAUGGUGUUUGGGUCGUCAAGGUGACGCCGUGUGUGGCGAUUAGUCUAGUGGGGUUAAUCGUCCUGUGCUUGAUAGUGUCUGGUCUUUCUUGGUGGAACACUUCGUAUCCGACUCUAGAGUAUGAGUUUUCUCAUUGUGCCACAAAUAGAAUAAGACGGUCGAAAAGGUCAGUGGCAUCACAACCGUCAGCACCUUCUAUCGCAUUGGUCGAUCGUGACGCCGACGAGCGGUCUCUGGUCCAGCCUCGGGCCUUUUCGUCCUGGCCUCGUCAACGGCCACUCCCAUGCCCUCCCCAAUUCGAAUUGCAGGAAGGUGGGGAGCUUCGCGAAGGCUUUCUGUACUUACGCCCAUUCAAAGCGGCUUCUACUACCACACAAAGCGUCCAUUUGCGUGUGGCUCGCAACGUGGCGUCGCGGCAAACCGAAUCACAACCGCGACCACCUUUUUGUCAGGUCUCCGCCGGGCACGGUCCACAACCCUACCCAGCCGUCUCCAUGUUCGGAUCGCGCAAUCGACAACGAUCCUUUUUGUGGAGCGUCAUUCGAGAUCCCACCGACCGUGCCGUCAGUCAAUUUUUCUACAACAAGGUAUUUCGGCAAGAAAAAGCCGCGACGGCGGAGAACCUCGUCGCAGAUUUGUCGACCGACACGGGCACGAACCGACCCAAGAAUUACUACAUCCGAUCACUCGCCUUGACCGAAUUCCGUACGGACGUGGAUGACCCCGUAGCGUUCGUCAACGCUAUUCUGGACGACUACGACUUUAUUGGUACCGCCGAACGUCUCGACGAAUCGCUGGUAGUGUUUCAGAUGCUGCUGCGUCUACCGCUGGCGGAUAUUCUGCACGUGGAUUCCAAAAUUAGUGGCAACCGAACCGGAUCGCGCAAGAUACCACCGUAUACGCUGGUCAGUCAUCCCACAGGAUGUGUGUACACGGGUGGGAGUAAAACGGUGACCCGGGACAUGCGUGAUUACCUGGAAGGUCGGGCGUGGAACGAUUUGAUUCGGUACGAGCAAAUCUUAUACAAUGCCGUGAAUGCUUCGUUGGAUUCAACGAUUGAGGCACUAGGACGGAGAAAAUUUGAAGAGAAUCUCGCACGAUACCGUAAAGCCACCGAGCGGGUUCAGAACGAGUGUAGUACCCGUAUUCGACUUCCUUGCGACGCCGAGGGGGAGCUUGUAGAGCAUACGGAUUGUAUGUUGAAAGACAUGGGGUGCGGGAUGGAUUGUCUGGAUCGCGUUGCUACCGAAAUGGGUUUGUGGUAA
Phaeodactylum tricornutum CCAP 1055/1 is the source of this 1790-nucleotide messenger RNA. RefSeq lists its product with no specific name. The record is from RefSeq and is a predicted model, not a curated record. Bases 468 to 1790 code for a protein of 440 amino acids. Gene Ontology annotation, molecular function: galactosylceramide sulfotransferase activity. NCBI's taxonomy places the organism in Eukaryota, Bacillariophyta, Bacillariophyceae, Surirellales, Neidiaceae. The transcript has a single exon. Gene Ontology annotation, biological process: glycolipid biosynthetic process. Gene Ontology annotation, cellular component: membrane.